AUGGUAUUGUUUGUAAAAAGCAUUUUCGUUGCGUUCUCGAUUUUUCAAGUCGUUUGCGCGCGACCCUUCGGAGAAAAUGGCGAUGAUUUAUCGAGUGAUACUCUCUUCGAUGAUUAUGAAAUGGUGUCUAAUCAGCAUAGAAUAUCAGAUGAUCUUCGAUUGAGAUUGACAAACAUUUAUCCUGGGAAUACGUGUCCUAUUGGCGAAUUGUAUCAUACGAUCGUUAACAGCGGCCAGAGAGAUAAUUCUUACUACUGCCGGUUCCAUCGAGAAAUUAUGAAUUAUUUCAGUGAUCGAUUAUUCGUCGGCGAACUGACAGAAGAGAAAACAAUCAACAGAGUAGAAGUAUUGUUCUAUGAUCAAUCGAAUCAACCUGUCUUAGAUCCAUAUGGCAGUCUAAUUCGAUAUACAUCCAGUGCACACGAUUUGGGAUAUACUUUGGAAUUACUCGAAUUACAAUUUUCAUUUACGUAUAUUGAAUUUGUGUUAACAUUACAAUCUGACACUGCAUUUAAUAGACAAAAUCUUUUCUUCCAUUUCUCACAUUCAAUAUCAGAAAACGAUGUAACAGGAAGAAUUAUCGGUCCAACGUUGUAUCUUCUUGGCCCAAGAAAACCCAUCUACACCGUAACAACGACCUGUCCAGUCGAUAUAAGAUGUGUAUGGCUGUUAGCAAAUCAAAUUAUUUUCGAUGGGCCCGAUACGUCUGUCGCUUUAGAUUGUACUGAAAAUCAUAUUGGCAAUCCAGUAUUAUCUUAUGUAAGUAUCAUCGAUGGCAUUCAACAAAUCCUGGCAUCACUUUCAAUACAAAUAUGCAGAAAAUGCACGAAGAAUCAUCCAAAAACAACCAACACAUUCCCUUCAAUCGCCACUAAGGAUAGCACGAUUUCCAAUACACCACCCAUCACGGCCACUACCCAAGACCCAUAUCCGAUUCUUUCAUACUCUACCACCGUAACAACCGAAUAUACCGCAAAAGAAACAAAUUCCACCAUCGGUGCCACUCAAUACACAAAUACAACCCUAUCAGAUACCACGCCAACCAAUACAACCAUUGCCCCGACAGCAUCAAGCCCAGCGCCGACUGAUUCGUCUAUAUCCGCCGAUUCUACCAACGCUGCAAUUGACUGGAGCGCGACCGUAAACGAUUCUUCUGGAUCAACAGACUCCACCAAUGCUACCACUGAAUCCAGCACACCAGAUUCUACCACUAGUACGACAGAAUCGGCCACACUCGAUUCUACCAGUGGUACGAACGAAUCUGGGACGGCCGUUACCGAUUCGUCUGUAUCGACAGAAUCUACCAAUGCUACGAAUGAAUCCAGAACACCUGAUUCUAGCACUAGUACGACAGAAUCGAUCAGACCAGAUUCUAACAGUGCUAUAAUUGACUCUAGCACGGCCGAUACCGAUGCGUAUGGAUCAACAGACUCUACCAAUGCUACGACUGAAUCCAGCACAGCAGACUCUAGUACUACUACGACACAAUCGACCACACCAGAUUCUACCAAUGGUGUAAUUCCCUCGAGCACGACCGUAACCGAUUCCACUGUAUCCACAGACUCCACGAGUGCCAAGAACGAAUCCAGCACUAGUACGACAGAAUCGACCACACCAGAUUCUACCAGUGCUAUAAUUGACUCUAGCACGACCGUAUCCGAUUCGUCUGCAUCGACAGAUUCUACCAAUACUACGAAUGAAUCCAGCACACCGGAUUCUAGCACGAGUACGACAGAAUCGACCACACCAGAUUCUAACACUGCUACAAUUGACUCGAGCACGGCCGUAUCCGAUUCGUCUGGAUCAACCGACUCAACCAAUGCCACGACUGAAUCCGGCACAGCAGACUCUAGUACUACUACGACAGAGUCGAGCACGCCAGAGUCUCCCAUUGCCACGACAGUAUCGAUCGCACCAGACUCCACCAAUGCUACGAGUGAAUCCGGCACACCAGACUCUAUCGCUAGUACCACAGAAUCGGCCACACCAGAUUCUUCCACUGCUACAAUUGACUCGAGCACGGCCGUAUCCGAUUCACUCUAG
Molecule: messenger RNA, 2043 nt
Organism: Adineta ricciae
Lineage: Eukaryota; Metazoa; Rotifera; Eurotatoria; Adinetida; Adinetidae
Source: the annotation of a GenBank genome assembly